CUGUGCAUAAAUUCGAGCUUUUUCGUGGACGACACGAUCCGAGUCUGCCGCUCCUCUCUGUUUCUCUCUCUCUCUAUCUCUAUCUCUAUCUCUCACUACCUUUAUCUUUCUUCAUAGCCCUUUUUUUUCUUUUUGUUUUUCUCAUAUUUCAAACCCCAUGGAAAUGGAGGAUCAGUAUGGCAUGCCCGAUCUCAGGCAGCUCAUGAACGGUAGGACCCAUUUGCCGACCAUCCCACAACCGCCGCCAGAGCUCUUCUCUUCCCACCACCGAAACUUCCCGCCCAGCCACCACUACGACAUGAUGAUGGUGGGUCGUCAAGUAGGGGCUGAGAUGGUUCCCCGUGCGCUUCAUGAUUUCCGCUCUGAUUCUGCUUCCACUGCCGCCACUACUCCCACCAUUACUCUCACCACUUCUGCUUCCACUCCUUCUCUCAGUGGCUUUGAGGCCGACACUGGCUGCUUAGGACCCGACGGCGGCACCGGAAGAUGGCCCAGACAAGAGACUCUCACUCUUCUUGAGGUCAGAUCUCGCCUUGAUCCUAAGUUCAAAGAGGCUAAUCAAAAGGGUCCCUUGUGGGAUGAAGUUUCCAGGAUCAUGUCUGAGGAACAUGGGUACCAAAGAAGUGGAAAGAAAUGCAGGGAGAAGUUUGAAAACUUGUAUAAAUAUUACAAGAAAACAAAGGAAGGUAAGGCUGGAAGACAAGAUGGUAAGCAUUACAGGUUCUUUCGACAACUCGAAGCCCUCUAUGGAGAAACCAGCAAUGCGACUUCAGUGAUCCCAGAAACUCAUUUUCCUGGAAACAGUCUACGAUUUCAUACCACCACUCAAGCAAACCAAGAGGGCUUUCAAUCUCAAAAGCAUUGUGAUAGCCUAAGCCUCUCUAAUUCCUCUGACUACGACACCUCUUCCUCCGACGACAACAAUCAUAGCACCGGGGCGGCGCUGGCGGGGCCGGAGAAUGAUUCGAUAGAGAAGAUGAGGAGGAGGAGAAAAGGUGGAAGAAGCUGGAAGGCGAAGAUAAAGGAGUUCAUCGAUUCUCAGAUGAGGAAGUUAAUGGAGAAACAAGAGGCAUGGUUGGAGAAGCUGAUGAAAGGCCUCGAACAGAAGGAACAAGAGAGGACGAUAAGAGAGGAAGAAUGGAGGAAGCAAGAGGCAGCCAGGAUAGAGAGGGAGCACAAAUUUUGGGCUAAAGAGCGUGCUUGGAUUGAAGCUAGAGAUUCUGCUUUAAUGGAGGCUUUGCAAAAGCUAACCGGGAGCGAAAUUAUAAAGGCUCCGGAAAUUCAAAACCACAGCGAAAACCAGAAUGAGGAUGGAAGUGAAAUACUAAAUAAUGGCGUGAAAGGUGACCAAAGCUGGCCUGAGUCUGAGAUUACGAGGCUAAUACAAUUGAGAACAUCCUUGGAUUUAAGAUUCCGGCAAAGCGGGUGUUCGGAGGAGGUUCUGUGGGAGGAAAUAGCAGGAAAAAUGGCUUGUUUGGGGUACGAUAGAAGUGCUUUGAUGUACAAAGACAAAUGGGAGAGCAUUAACAAUUAUCCGAGAAAGACUAAUAACAAGAAGAGAAAGGAGAAUUCAAGAAGCUGCGGUUACUUUCAGAAUAGUCACGAUCACCAUCAGUCGUCCUCCCUCUACAACCAUGCCGGAGGAGGAGGCGGCUACUGCGAAAUCGGCGAUCCGGAGCCGGAGACGGUAAGACUACAAGGGAAUGAUGGUACUUCUUCCCCUUCCAAUUCCAAUGCCGGAAACUCUGUGCACGACAGCUGCGCGUUUCCCUUCUUGAUGGGUGAUGGGGAGAACUUGUGGGAAAAUUAUGGUCUAAAACUCAACAAAGGCGAUCACAACGGCUAGUCGUUUGUUAAGUUGUUGUAAUCAGAAGGGGGAGAGGAACUUUGGUGGGCGGGAAUGGUAGUUGACUCGUUUAAAGAGGUAAGAGAUUUGAAAUUAAUUAAUGCCGGCCUCUUGGUAAAAAUAUUGGAUUUUACGAUAUGUAAGGAAAGAACUGACUGAGGAUAUUUAUGUAUAGGUAUUAGAAUUUAGGAUAAUAUUUGAGAUUAAAAUAAUGGGUUUGUGUUUUAAUUAUCAGUUUAUUGAGUAACUGAGGUUGCGAUAUUGCUCAAAGUGUUGAGUAAUUAUCAUCGAUCAAAACGUUUCUGUAAGUUUUCCUUUUUUGUGCUAAAUUUCCCCUUUUUAUGGUGU
This is a messenger RNA of Corylus avellana, 2194 nucleotides long. It is a transcript of the gene PTL, whose product is annotated as Duplicated homeodomain-like superfamily protein. NCBI's taxonomy places the organism in Eukaryota, Viridiplantae, Streptophyta, Magnoliopsida, Fagales, Betulaceae. The record is from RefSeq and is a predicted model, not a curated record.